This is a messenger RNA of Sphenostylis stenocarpa, 194 nucleotides long. Lineage: Eukaryota; Viridiplantae; Streptophyta; Magnoliopsida; Fabales; Fabaceae. The record is from the annotation of a GenBank genome assembly.
AUGGAAGAAGAUGGAGAUAAUGUCAUUGAAGUUGACAAUGUAGUCCCUAAAAUUGCAGACAACUAUGUCACACUUGAUUCUAAACAAACGUCAAUAAGUCCUACCGAACCCAUGCAAAAAGAUGGUGUAGAUGAUACAGUCCCAAACGUGGGAAUGUCGUUCAAAAAGGCGUCGGAGGGUUACUUUUUUGGGGU